This is a messenger RNA of Phymastichus coffea, 2470 nucleotides long. It is a transcript of the gene Mcm5, whose product is annotated as DNA replication licensing factor Mcm5. The record is from RefSeq and is a predicted model, not a curated record. Gene Ontology annotation, molecular function: 3'-5' DNA helicase activity; DNA replication origin binding; ATP binding. Gene Ontology annotation, cellular component: nucleus; MCM complex. Bases 260 to 2470 code for a protein of 736 amino acids. Gene Ontology annotation, biological process: DNA replication; DNA replication initiation; double-strand break repair via break-induced replication. The transcript has 8 exons. Lineage: Eukaryota; Metazoa; Arthropoda; Insecta; Hymenoptera; Eulophidae.
AAAAUUCAAAUAAUACAAAGAUAUCAUUGGUUCAUUCAGACAGUAGUAGGAUGUGGCUAGUCCAAUCAGAGCAUCAACACGUCUAAAAAGUUAAGCCAAUCACAUUCGUGUCACAAUUGCUUUUCCCGCCGUUUCUCCAUGUUCUUCACGCGCGCGCUUACUACUUGAUACUAACAGUGGGACAUCUUAAUUUUGUUCAGUGGGACCGUUUUAUUGUGAAAUAUUGUAAACAAAUUGAAAGUUAAUUGUCAACACGAACAUGGAGGGAUUCGACCAUGGUGAAAUUUAUCAAUCGGUCAAUUUCUUUAGUCAAGAUGAUAAUCAAGACGAGAAUAAUCAAGCCACCAAUUUAAAACAUUACAAAAAAAAGUUCAAGGAGUUUCUGAGACAGUUUCACGAGGGAAAUUUUAACUACAAAUACCGUGACAACCUGAAACGAAAUUAUAAUUUAAAGCAAUAUUGGAUUGAGAUUAAUCUUGCAGAUCUUGUUGCUUAUAAUGAUUCUCUCGCAGAAAUAUUAUAUAAACAACCAACAGAAUAUUUACCAAUAUUUGAAGAAGCAGCCAAAGAAGUUGCAGAUGAAAUUACCACUCCUAGACCUAUUGGUGAAGAAGAAAUGGAAGAUAUUCAAGUUUUGUUAUCUUCAGAAGCCAAUUGUACAUCUUUACGAGGAAUGAAACCAGACAAAGUUUCUAAGUUAAUUAAAAUCUCUGGUAUUAUCAUUUCUGCAACUGGUAUUAGAUCAAAAGCCAAAGCAAUUUCUAUACAAUGUAGAUCUUGUCGAAACGUAAUACCUAACAUUAACAUAAGACCUGGUUUAGAAGGCUACCCAAUGCCAAGGCAGUGUGGAGUUGAACAGGCAGGUCGACCAAAAUGUCCAUUAGAUCCUUACUUCAUUAUGCCAGAUAAAUGUAAAUGUGUUGAUUUCCAAACAUUAAAAUUACAAGAACUUCAUGAACAAGUGCCUCAAGGAGAGAUGCCAAGACAUGUGCAGUUAUAUGUUGAUAGAUAUUUAUGUGAUCGUGCUGUACCUGGUAAUAAAGUCAUGAUUCUUGGUAUACUGUCAAUCAGAAAAGUAGCUAAAACUGGAGCAAGACCAGGCAAUAAAGAUAAAGCUCUCGUUGGUAUUCGUUCUUCGUACAUUCGUGUUGUUGGGAUACAAGUAGAUGGAGAAAAUACUGGAAGUGGUAGCUUCAAAGUAUUUUCACCAGAAGAAGAAGAAGUAUUUAGACAUUUAGCAGCAGAUCCCGACAUUUAUGACAGAAUAUCAAAAAGUAUUGCACCUAGUAUUUAUGGUGCUACUGAUAUGAAAAAAGCUAUUGCUUGUUUGCUUUUUGGUGGUUCUAGAAAAAGGAUGCCCGAUGGCUUAUGUAGAAGGGGUGACAUUAACGUUUUGAUGAUUGGUGAUCCUGGCACUGCUAAAUCUCAAUUAUUAAAGUUUGUGGAAAAUGUUGCACCAGUCGGAGUUUAUACUUCAGGAAAAGGUAGCUCUGCUGCAGGUCUCACCGCUUCAGUAUCAAGAGACCCAUCAACACGUAACUUUGUGAUGGAAGGGGGAGCAAUGGUGUUAGCCGACGGAGGUGUAGUCUGUAUAGACGAGUUUGAUAAAAUGAGAGAAGACGAUCGAGUCGCUAUUCAUGAAGCUAUGGAGCAGCAAACCAUCUCCAUUGCAAAAGCGGGUAUCACAACGACGCUGAAUACGCGCUGCUCAGUUCUUGCCGCUGCCAAUUCCAUUUAUGGUAGAUGGGACGAUACCAAAGGAGAGGAGAAUCUCAACUUUAUGCCGACAAUUUUAUCGCGUUUCGAUAUGAUUUUCAUCGUCAAAGAUGAACAUCAGGAGAAUAGAGAUAUUACUCUGGCAAAACACGUUCUAAAUAUUCACGCUAACGCCGAUCAUAUCGAUAACAAUGUGUCAGAAGGUGAAUUGUCCUUAAACUUACUCAAGAAGUACAUCCAUUACUGCAGAUUGAACUGUGGACCACGUCUAACUAUAGAAGCCGGGGAGAAGUUGAAAAAUCGUUAUGUAAUGAUGCGCACCAGUACGGAUCGGCAUGAAAAAGGUAGCGAUAAGAAGCAUUCUAUUCCAAUAACUGUUCGGCAGCUAGAAGCCGUUAUUCGCAUUUCCGAAUCGUUAGCAAAAAUGAGACUGCUUCCUUUCGCGAAUGAAAUUCAUGUCGACGAAGCUCUUCGACUUUUCCAAGUGUCAACAAUGAGCGCUGCUAUGUCUGGUUCUCUUGCUGGCGCGGAAGGUUUCACGACGAACGAAGAUUACGAAAUGCUAACUCGCAUAGAGAAACGGUUGAAAAAACGUCUCGCAAUUGGAACGCAAAUUUCGGAGCAGCGAAUCAUUCAAAGUUUUGUAGAACAAAAAUAUGCUGAAAGUGAUGUUAGAAAGGUAAUCUACACGAUGAUUCGCAGAGGAGAAUUGCAACAUCGCGUGCAACGAAAGAUGUUGUACAGAUACUUGUAA